AUGUCUUCCAUCAAUAAAAAGAUCCUCGAAUUCCCCCACGCAGAGAACAAACUACAAGCUCCGUCCAAAAAAUCUCUCUUCGAGCGCCAAAAAGCAGAGCAGGAGGCCAAGCGCCUGCGCGAAGAAGCCGAGACGAAAGCCGUGUACGAAGAUUUCGUCAAGUCCUUCGAUGACGAGGACGAGGACUCCGCCAAUGCACAAGCAGGAUAUGGGCGCGAUGACGCGCCUAGGUUCGGAGGGGGAGGCUUCAGCGGCGCGCCGAAACGACAUUUUGCGCCGAGCGGCCCGGGUGGUGGCAGAGCUGGUGGCUAUGGGAUGGGAACGGGAAUGGGAGGAGGAGACACGGGGAGAGGAGGACGGCCGCCGAGUGGUGUGGGAAGUUUAGGGCCACCGCCGAAUCUGGGCAGGGGAAAGAGGACUUUUGAAGGGUUUCAGCAGAGGGAAGGGGGAAGAGGAACGCUGGCUUUUGAUGAUUAUGAAUAUGAGGAGCGGGCGGCGAAAAGGGCGCUGAAUACGGAUAAUGAUUUUGAUGGGGGUAGGGAGGCCGAGAGGGAGGAGGAUAGGGUUGUUGCGAAGCCUACGUUGAGGUUGGCUUCGCUGCCGCCCGGCACGAGUCCUGCUGUUAUUAAGGCGUUGAUGCCUGCGAACUUGAAAGUUGACGCGGUCAGGGUCUUGUCCGCGACUGGACCUGUGGUGUAUACGGAGAGGAAGAGCAUGUCUGCCAUUGUGACGCUGGCGAAGGACACGGCAGCGAACGACAUCGAUUCUGCAGUCAACAGUUUGCAGAACAGGUACCUGGGCUACGGAUACUAUCUCAACCUCCACCGCCACCUAUCAUCGGCAGCUAUCUCAAACUCUGCGGCAGUCUCGGCACUAGGAAGCGCAACGGCCUCCCAACCCUUCGGCGCAAAAGCCGUAGAUGUCACUCCAGCAGCAGGCAGAGCGCAAGCACCACCUCACCAGCGCGGCUUUGCACCACCAACCUCCUACGCCCCCUCUGCCCCCAACCAACCCCGCAACAACAGCCCUCUCCUCUACGUCCCCGUCCAGGCGCCUCAAGACAUCAAAGAAUUAAAAUUGAUCCACAAAGUUAUUGAGAACCUGCUCACCCACGGCCCCGAAUUCGAAGCCCUACUCAUGAGCCGGCCCGAUGUCCAGCGCGACGAAAAAUGGGCCUGGAUCUGGGAUUCGCGAAGCACAGGCGGCGUGUGGUACCGCUGGCGUUUAUGGGAAGUUCUGACCGGCUCCUCAAUUCAGCGGGGAAAAGGCAAAUACCUACCUUUGUUCGAGGGAUCAUCGGCGUGGAAAUCGCCAGACCAGCCACUAGCUUACGAGUAUACGACGCAACUUUCUGAAUUCGUGUCAGACUCUGAAUACAACUCCUCGGACGAUGACGAGUCAGGAGAUGAAGGGGCCAUGCGCCGCCAAGCUGGAUCAACCGACCCAAGUGCAUUUGGAGAUGAUGGAAAAGCAUACCUCAACCCCCUUGAGAAAGCAAAGCUCACUCACCUCCUCGCCCGCCUGCCCACAUCCACGGGUAAACUGCGCAAAGGCGACGUAGCACGCAUCACUGCCUUCGCCAUCUCCCAUGCCGGCAGAGGCGCUGAUGAAAUUGUGCAUAUGAUCCUCUCCAACAUCUCAAAACCGUUCGCUUAUACAUCCGCCAACCCUCUGUACAAACCCUCCAACAGCACCACUUCCACCACUGCGAAUCCCAAGCAGCCGUCAUCAGAUAGUCCGGCGCCAGCAGCAGAAGACGAAGAAGACACCACCCCCGCCUCCCUAAUCGGCCUCUUCCUCAUCUCGGACAUCCUCUCCUCCUCCUCCACCUCGGGCGUCCGACAUGCAUGGCGUUACCGCUCCCUCUUCGAAAAUGCCCUCAAGGCGCGACACACCUUUGAAGAGCUGGGCCGGAUGGAACGCAAGAUGGGCUGGGGGAAGCUGAAAGCCGAGAAGUGGAAGAGGAGCGUGGGCAUGGUGCUGGGCUUGUGGGAGGGGUGGUGCGUGUUCCCCGUGGACUCGCAGGAGUUCUUCACGCGCGUCUUCAACAACCCGCCCGCGACGGCGAGGGAGCUGGUCGACGCGCAGAAGAAGGAGGGCGGCGACGAGCUGGAGAAGGGCCGGAAGCGGUGGAAGGCUGUGGAGGUCGCUCCUAAGCCUCUGGGAGCUACCACUGGUGGCGCUGUCGCUGCGGAGAAUGCGGAUGGGAAGCAGGAGGAGGAGGAGAAGGAGGAGGAGGAGGAGGACGUCGACGGCGAACCCAUGGACGAAGAUGACGAUGAAGAUGUCGACGGGGAGCCGAUGGCUGAUGAUGACGAGGGCGAAGGCGAGGGCGAGGGCGACGAAGACGUUGAUGGCGCGCCGAUGCCGGCUGAUGACGAAGGGGGAGACGAUAAACCUACAGCAGCCGUGGCCCUCGACGCAGAUCCACAUCCGCACGCAGAGCCUGAAGCGCGCCCUGAAGCUGAACCUGGAUCUGAAGCACAGCCUCCUCCGCAGAGAAAGGCGCGAAGACCCAAGGCCGUAGACAUGUUUGCCGAUUCCGACGACGACGACGAUGAGGACGAUUGA
Drepanopeziza brunnea f. sp. 'multigermtubi' MB_m1 is the source of this 2571-nucleotide messenger RNA. RefSeq lists its product as uncharacterized. The record is from RefSeq and is a predicted model, not a curated record. Gene Ontology annotation, cellular component: nucleus. Gene Ontology annotation, biological process: RNA processing. Gene Ontology annotation, molecular function: RNA binding. NCBI's taxonomy places the organism in Eukaryota, Fungi, Ascomycota, Leotiomycetes, Helotiales, Drepanopezizaceae.